AUGGCACAGAACCAAGCUGAAGUCGAUGCGUUCCAUAAAUCUGCUUUUCCUAAUGCAAACGAAAUGAGAAAAUAUCUCACUACAGAGUCGGAGAGCUGGGAUAAGGUCUGGUCUAACGGUCUUACUCCCUGGGAAGCGGGCACAUCCGACAUUCAACCUCCACUCAGGUGGCUUGUUGAGUCGGGCGAAGUGCCAUUUCCCAAAGAAGGCAAAGCGUUGGUUCCAGGGUGUGGCAGGGGGUUCGACACUAUAUACCUGGCCUCUGCUUUAGGAUGGAAGACUGUUCUAGGCUACGACGUGUCGACUACCGCUGUGGCAGCUGCUAAUGACUUUUUAAAAACCAAGGGAGUUCCUCCCUCCGUGGCUGCCAGCGUCAAGUUUGAUGCUGUUGAUUUCUUCAAACUUGACCUGCCCGACGAGGAGAAAUUCGACUUGAUCUACGAUUAUACGUUCUAUGUCGCAAUUCCUCCCUCCAUGCGCCCAGCAUGGGGAUCGCAGAUGCAGUCACUUGUAAAACCGGGAGGGUAUCUGAUUACUCUGAUGUUUCCUCAUGUACCAGAGCCAUACAAAUUAGGUCCACCAUUUUGGUCCUCGUUUGAAAAUUAUGUCGAGGUUUUGGGCGGCUCGAAUGGAUCAGGCGGUGCCAAUGGAUGGGAGAUCGUUUACAACAAAAUACCGCCCCUGGAAAUACAAAGCGAAGUACACAAGGGCAAGGAUAGAAUGGUCGUUUGGAGACGGGUUUGA
Lentinula edodes (shiitake mushroom) is the source of this 744-nucleotide messenger RNA. Its product is annotated as S-adenosyl-L-methionine-dependent methyltransferase. The transcript has 6 exons. Gene Ontology annotation, molecular function: S-adenosylmethionine-dependent methyltransferase activity. Lineage: Eukaryota; Fungi; Basidiomycota; Agaricomycetes; Agaricales; Omphalotaceae. Bases 1 to 744 code for a protein of 247 amino acids. The record is from RefSeq and is a predicted model, not a curated record.